CCUCCGUCUGAGCUCAGAUCAUCUGAGCUUCAUCAGGCAGAUGUUGGUUCUUCUCUGUCACAGUCUGGAGACACUGAAGCAUCUCACACGUCUGUAUCUGGAUCUUAAAGAUCUUCUGGACCAUGAUGGUGGAGCAGCAGGUGCAGCAGGUGCAGCAAGUGCUGGUGUUUGUCCUGCUGCUGAUGAUGAUGGGAAUCUGUCCGUGCUCAUCAUCAGGUGAAGGUUCGUCCUCGUCUCGGGAGGCAGGUGAUGUCCCGCUGUCCCAGCUGAGGAUGCUCUCGCUGGGCCUGGCUCACCUGCUGCGGAGCGUGGAGGAGAACUCCAGGCAGCUGGAGCUUCAGGGGGAGCAGGCGGCAGCAGAGCUCGACGGCGCCACCAAGAGUCUGGACAACGUCCUGAAGCAGAGACUACAGACGGGACGGACUCACAGACAGGCGAGGAAGGACCUGCAGAUGCUGAGCGCCCGUGGGGACAGACUGUGGAGGACGGUCAAAGAGCUGCAGAGCGGCCUGGACGACGUGGACACGGAGCAGAGGAACCUGCAGCACCGGACCAACCGUGUCCUCCAGGCGCUGAAGACCCUGACGCAAGAGCCGAGGUCACGGGGUCAACUGGACUUCAGCUCCAUGAAGGUCAUCGUGGACAAACAGGCACAACGACUCGCCGGUCUGUCCUCGCAGCUUUCAGCCCGGGACAGACUGAUGGACAGACGCCAGCUGCGCAUCGAACAUCUGGAGAAACACGUCCACGACCUCGGGACGUCUGAUAGAGUCUCCACCAGUGAGGUCACAUCCUGACUCUGACUGUGUUUGACCGUCACAGCUGCAUCAACACGGAAAACUCAGCAACAAUAAUAAUAAUAACUUAAAUGUGACAAUGUCUACAAAGUGAGUUGUCGAUAAAGAGUUCAAAAUUAAACGUUCUUUCUUAAAACUGAA
Messenger RNA from Solea senegalensis (Senegalese sole), 938 nucleotides. RefSeq lists its product as uncharacterized. The record is from RefSeq and is a predicted model, not a curated record. Bases 123 to 797 code for a protein of 224 amino acids. NCBI's taxonomy places the organism in Eukaryota, Metazoa, Chordata, Actinopteri, Pleuronectiformes, Soleidae. The transcript is spliced from 4 exons.